This is a messenger RNA of Puccinia triticina, 297 nucleotides long. RefSeq lists its product as uncharacterized. Gene Ontology annotation, cellular component: mitochondrion. The coding region runs from base 1 to 297 and encodes 98 amino acids. The transcript has a single exon. Gene Ontology annotation, biological process: respiratory electron transport chain. The record is from RefSeq and is a predicted model, not a curated record. Lineage: Eukaryota; Fungi; Basidiomycota; Pucciniomycetes; Pucciniales; Pucciniaceae.
AUGCCAGCACCUCGGAUCAUGAGACAUCAAGCGUCCAAGGUUUACAAGCAACUGCUCAGCUUAUCGGAUAAGUACCCAGACCCCAGCUACGACCUAGCUGGCCGGACUCGCGAAUGCUUUAGGGCAACGACGCGCCGAUUGGAGGCGAUCCAGGACGGCCCGGCCCGGGAAGAAGAGAUGGCCAAGUCAAUCGCGAAAGCCAUCUUCAUCCGGAAAGAGGUCGAAGCCCUGAUCUUCUUGAGUCGCUAUCGUGAACUGAAGAGGAGGUAUGGCGAUACUCGACACUCCAUCGAUUGA